GGGGAGAGCGCGAGCGUGUGAGAGAGAGAGAGAGAGAGAGAGAGAGAGAGAGAGAGAGAGAGAGAGAGAGAAGUUGGUGAGCAGCUUCGGGAAAAGUCGCUCGCGAAGCUUUAAUGUAGACGCACGCGCGGGAGUUAAAAGGAUAGAGCGCGAGAGACAGAAAUGAGGAGCGAGUCCACGUGCAGGUGGUGUGUAUUAUGGAGCAUAGUGCUGAGCGCAGUGUGUGUGAGCGCCGUCGAAAAGGCCAACAAAACAGCAAUUGGUCGACACCCCCGACAGACAGAAGGGGUAGGGCUUGAAGGUGUAUGGGGCCCAUGGAGUGAGUGGGUGGAGUGUUCUCAAAGCUGUGGAGUGGGUGUGACUGAGAGGCGCAGACAGUGCAUAGCACCACCCCAAACCUGGAGCGGGACAAGUUACCUGCCAUCAGGUGGAUCAAGCCACACCCCCUUACAGCCCCCACAUGUGCCUUAUUACCCCUCCUCAUAUCCUGGCAAUGACAGAAUAAAUCCAGCCAACCAGAGUCCUGGACUACCCCUCUAUCGAGACAUACCUGAAGGGGUUGAACAAGAGCUGCCCAAUCACGCGCCUCCUCUCUACCGACCAGAUGUCGGAACGGCCAAUCAGCAGCCGAUUUCAAUUUACAGAUCUCUGUCUUCUCCAUCCUCGCGUGCAAAUGGUCAGUCAGGCAGAGGAUCCAGAAGGCCAUCCAAUGAUGGGGCAGGAAGAGUAGGAGCAGGCGGGAGUAGGAGGUCAGUCUCCAACAAUUGGGAUCAGGCGUCUGUGAGAAGACCAAUUCGUCCUGGUCAGUUUGGUUAUGGCAGGGUUCCAUAUUCAAUCCCACUUCAUCGCCAAAACCGGCACGCGCUGUACUCCUGGCUCCAUGGAAACGUCACUGUCGCGCCACUGCAGGUCAAACCCACUGCAGUUACACAGGAUGCGAAGUCGCAAGGUGAUACGAAGGACGUACGAGCAGACACAAAGUCGAGGAAGAGACAAAGACAAAGAUCCAUCAGUAAGCGUGCACCUCCUCCAGCCACCGUCCCUUUCUCCUCACCUCUCCACAGGCCACGCCCACAUCUGGACACACCACCCUAUGGCCCGCCACUUUAUGUUCAACACUCUGUGGUUCCACUUCAGCACUACAGGUGCUCUGGGAAAGACCGAGAGGUUCGGAAGUGCACUGUAGAGGCGUGUCCCGGGUCCCCGAACCCCCGAGCUGAGCAGUGUGCCGCUUUCAACAAUAAAGAGUUCAUGGGAAGAAUUUACGACUGGGAGCCUUUUACUGAAGGCUCAGUAGAUCAGCAGUGUGAGUUAAUUUGUCGGCCAGUCGGCUAUCGUUUUUACGUUCAACAUUCGGAGCGAGUGAGAGACGGAACCCCAUGUGUUAAUAACACCCCAAACGAUGUGUGUGUCGGAGGUCGAUGCCUGAGUGAGGGGUGUGAUGGCAUGUUAGGCUCAGGCGUGGUGCGAGACCGGUGCGGCGUCUGUGGCGGAAGCGAUGGCUCGUGUGUUCGAGUGUCAGGAAGUUUCUCAAACAACAGCGUUCCUCUUGGCUAUCACAAAAUUCUCGAUAUUCCAGCUGGAGCAACAGCUAUCAACAUCACCGAACGCAGCGCCAGCCCUAACUACAUUGCAUUGCGUAGUGGUACCAGUCAGUCCAUCGUGAAUGGGCGCUGGGCCGUGGAUCCUCCAGGUGAAUAUAAAGCAGGAGGAACAACGUUUGUGUACACACGCAACCCCAGAGAAACACUCACCGCCCCAGGACCCACAAACUCACUGCUGCAGCUCUAUAUUAUUUUCCACAAGGAGAAUCCAGGUGUGGAUUACGAGUACUACAUCCCUGUGAAGAAGGACACAGUGAGAGAGUGGGACAGAGGGAGCGCAUCUCUCCGGGAAACCAGUGCUGUAGUAGAAUUGGAGGACUCCGCCUCUUCUCCCAUUUCCGCUCCUUCUUUGUCUGAUAGGUGGAUACCGGAGAGGCCCCGCACCCACAACUCUGGGCCUAAUCGUAAUGCAAGGAUCCCUCCACGGACCGACCUCCCACUGGAUAAUCACAGUCCGUUUGUGUGGAGGCUGGGCCAGCUUAGUGAGUGUUCUGCUACCUGUGGCAAAGGUUCCCAUCGCAGAGAGGUGUUGUGUGUGAACAGACACACUAAUGAAGAAGUGCAUGAGAGGAGAUGUGACUCAUCAUUGAAGCCAGCUGCAGAGGAGGAGCUGUGUAACGUCCAUCCCUGCCCACCAUAUUGGGAGGCUGGAGCGUGGUCCGAAUGCAGUGUGUCAUGUGGGUGGGGUGAGCAGCACCGCCAGGUACAGUGCAGGCAGAAUUUCUCCGGUCGCUCCACCCAGGUCCUCCAUCAGCGCUGCCAGGGUCUCAUAAAGCCCAACACCACACAGGCCUGCCACACACACUCCUGCUCCCACUGGCAGAUCACCUCUAACUGGAGCUCCUGUUCAGUGGACUGCGGGGCUGGUAAAAGGACCCGGAACGUCCGCUGCGUUAGUGACCACGGCGACGUGGUGAGUGACCGCGAAUGUAACACUAGGCUCCUCCCACAAAUAAGUGAAGACUGUCACAUGGGUCCCUGUGUCUCCAACUGGUACAUCUCUGACUGGACAGACUCAUGCUCUGUCCCAUGUGGUCCAGGUGUGCAGAAGCGUGAUGUGGUGUGUGUGUCGAAUGGAGCUGAUGGCGAGUGUGUGAAGGAGAAACCGGGUGAAAUGAAGGCAUGUAACUCGGGACCCUGUGUGGCACACACACACUGGUUCGCUGGACCAUGGGGACAGUGCAGCGCUCCGUGUGGGAACGGAACCCAGCGCAGAGACGUGAUAUGUGUGCAGAAGCUGGGAAGUGACUUCAGCGUGAUGCCAGCGAGCGAAUGUGCACACCUGGAAAAACCAUCCCCCAUUCAGACAUGUGAAGUGGAAGCGUGUAAAGCGCAGUGGUUCACCACGGUGUGGAGUGCGUGUUCAAAGUCGUGUGGUGAUGGAGUACAGACUCGUGAUGUUCGCUGUCUGACGCCGGAUAAACAGCUAACUUCAACUUGUGACUCCGCCCACAGACCACACCCAGAGCAGCCCUGUAACCCCACCCCCUGCAACCCCUCCCUAGAUGAGAGCUGUAAGGACAAGCGCUCCAACUGUCUGAUGGUGGUCCAGGCUCGGCUCUGCGUUUACACCUACUACAAGACGGCCUGCUGCGCCUCCUGUACUCAGAACGCUCAGAGAGCCAAACGGCACUGACCCUGCCCGGGGUCAAAGGUCAGCGGCAGGCCACCUGAUUCCCUGGCCACUCGCAUCAUAGACUGACAUCAGUCGAAAUCGAAGAAGCGACUUCGACAUUUCAGCAGCUCUGUCUUGCUGUGGUUCCGUCAUUCAUGAUUAUCCUCGCCUACACCCCUCCCCCACACCACCCGCUAGCUCGCUAGGUACAAAAGAAAUGCCCACAAUCUCAUCCCACGAGACAUGUGACCACAAGGACACUGUACGUCCGAUUGAAAUUCAAAUUUAUUGACAAAUGCAACAUGAUGCUAAUCUGGUGGCCCUUCAUUUUUGGGCACAUUAGCAUCAUAGCUCCGGCGUAAACCUGGAAAUUGUGUGCAUUUCUUUUCUCACCUUUUUUUUUUUUUUUUUGUGGCUUUUUCUCAAAGUGAGAACUUUUUUAAAUCCAUUAUAUGCUUGUUUUGUUUUAAAAGCACUAGAAUUAUCUGUUUCUAUGGCAACCAUAAUGCCAAUCUAAACCUACGAUGAUGAAGGUGCCUUUAAUAAGGAGCAGAUUCAUCAUCAGUUCACCUGCUUUCGUUCACAUUCCUGCGCUCAUUAGGGUGCCAAUAUUUUCUUGUCUGUAAAUCCACUUGUGGACAUAUAGUGCACCAGGUUCGGCUCGGUUUCACAGCCUCUGAGAUAAACAGAUAUAUUAGUGUGACAUGAAAUGUUUUAUAUUGUGCACUUUAAGUAUAGGAUUUUUUUUUUAAAUAAUGGCACCCCCACACCUUCCACCAUGUAGUGCACUGUGUGGAAUUUUUGCUCUGCUUUAAUAUAUUAGUGCACGUAAUAUAGUAGUGCACUAAAUGUCCAAUAGGGUACUAGUGUCAUUACUCCCUGGAGAAGUGUACUACAUUCCAAAUGGACUACACAGAGAUAUUAGAUAUUAGCUCUGCCAAAUAUAUGCAUAAAAAUAUAUUACAAUAUGGCCCCUUUGUAAAGUGCCCUAUAUAGUCAUUACCCUCUAUGUAGUGCAUUAUAUGUCCACAAGACAAUCAUUUCUGAUUCAGAUCAUUGCUUCGUGUAUAAGUGCACUUCAUAAUUAACAUUAUAACCUGUUUAGUGCACUACGUAAUGUCAAGCAAUGCAUUUGGGUUUCUUUUAUUUACUAUGGCUGAAUGCCAAAUAACACCGUAUUCACUGUAAUAGUGCACUACCUAGGGUGUGAAAUAAUACAGCAUUAAUAGUGCAUUCAUUACAUCCUAUGUAGUCUACUAAAAAAAACAUUUGAGACUUAAAUAUGUCUCACAGUGCACACAGUCCUCAUGAAUUCUGUGAGCAAAGCAUAGCCAUUCUCUCUCACACACACACACACACACACACACAAUCUUGUGAAACGUGUUUUAAAUGCACCCCUAAAUAUGAAGGUGUGUGUGAGAGCAGAAAUGAUUGUGAUUGGUUGUUUGCUGUGUGGAUAAUAAGAGGUAAGACAGUAGGAUUUAAAGCUCGUCUUUAUGUUUUGUGUUAUAAUUUAGCCAUAUUGCUAACUUCAGAAGUGCUUUAAAGCAUCAAGCCAAACAUGAUUCUGUGUGUGUGUGUGUGUGUGUGUGUGUGUGUGUGUGUGUGUGUGUG
Messenger RNA from Tachysurus fulvidraco (yellow catfish), 4833 nucleotides. It is a transcript of the gene adamtsl4, whose product is annotated as ADAMTS-like 4. Gene Ontology annotation, cellular component: extracellular matrix. Lineage: Eukaryota; Metazoa; Chordata; Actinopteri; Siluriformes; Bagridae. Gene Ontology annotation, biological process: extracellular matrix organization. The transcript has 17 exons. Bases 163 to 3240 code for a protein of 1025 amino acids. Gene Ontology annotation, molecular function: metalloendopeptidase activity. The record is from RefSeq and is a predicted model, not a curated record.